Molecule: messenger RNA, 1622 nt
Organism: Propithecus coquereli (Coquerel's sifaka)
Lineage: Eukaryota; Metazoa; Chordata; Mammalia; Primates; Indriidae
Gene: CXCR3
Product: chemokine (C-X-C motif) receptor 3
Exons: 2
Coding region: 63-1169 (368 amino acids)
Biological process (GO): immune response; inflammatory response; G protein-coupled receptor signaling pathway
Cellular component (GO): membrane
Molecular function (GO): C-X-C chemokine receptor activity
Source: RefSeq, a predicted model, not a curated record
ACAAGCAGCCAAGCAGAGGGGCAGGCAGCACGCGGCCCGGCGGCCAGAGCGCCAGCCCAGCCAUGGUCCCUGAGAUGAGCGACCACCAAGUGCUGGAUGUCUCUGAGAUUGCCUCCCUCCUGGAAAACUUCAGCUCUUCCUACGACUAUGGAGAAAAUGAGAGUGACUCCUGCUGUGCCUCCCCACCCUGCCCGCAGGACUUCAGCCUGAACUUCGACCGGGCCUUCCUGCCGGCCCUCUACAGCCUCCUCUUUGUCCUGGGGCUGGUGGGCAACGGCGCCGUGGCGGCCGUGCUGCUGAGCCGGCGGGCAGCCCUGAGCAGCACCGACACCUUCCUGCUGCACCUGGCCGUGGCCGACGCGCUGCUGGUGCUGACGCUCCCGCUCUGGGCGGUGGACGCUGCCGUGCAGUGGGUCUUCGGCUCCGGCCUCUGCAAGGUGGCAGGCGCUCUCUUCAACAUCAACUUCUACGCGGGGGCCCUCCUGCUGGCCUGCAUCAGCUUUGACCGCUACCUGAGCAUAGUGCAUGCCACCCAGCUCUACCGCAGGGGCCCCCGGGCCCGCGUGGCCCUCACCUGCAUAGCUGUCUGGGGGCUCUGUCUGCUCUUUGCCCUCCCAGACUUCAUCUUCCUGUCGGCCCGCUAUGACGAGCGCCUCAACGCCACCCACUGCCAGUACAACUUCCCGCAGGUGGGCCGCACGGCUCUGCGGGUACUGCAGCUGGUGGCUGGUUUCCUGCUGCCCCUGCUGGUCAUGGCCUACUGCUAUGCCCGCAUCCUGGCGGUGCUGCUGGUCUCCAGGGGCCAGCGGCGCCUGCGAGCCAUGCGGCUGGUGGUGGUGGUGGUGGUGGCCUUUGCCCUCUGCUGGACCCCUUACCACCUGGUGGUGCUGGUGGACACCAUCAUGGACCUGGGGGCCCUGGCCCGCAACUGUGGCCUGGAGAGCCGUGUGGACGUGGCCAAGUCGGUCACCUCAGGCCUGGGCUACAUGCACUGCUGCCUCAACCCGCUGCUCUAUGCUUUUGUGGGUGUCAAGUUCCGAGAGUGGAUGUGGACGCUGCUCUCGCGCCUGGGCUGCCCCGACCGGAGAGGCCUCCAGCGGCAGCCGACGUCUUCCCGCCGGGAUUCAUCCUGGUCCGAGACCACAGAGGCCUCCUACUCUGGCUUGUGAAGCUGGAAUGGGGGCUCCCGUUUCACCCCACAGCCUGACUCCCCCCACUUUCCAGGCUCCUCCCUCCCUCUCAGCUGGGCCGGCUCUGGCUGUCCCCACAGCCUGGCCCCUGGCACUCACGGGCGGCCCCAGCACCGCCGGCUCUCCCAGGAAGCUGCCCUCCGGCCCCGGGCGCUGCGCCGCUUGCUGCUCCUCAGCAGGCAAGCACCACCCUGCCGCCUCAGAGGUGGCCGCCAGGAGCCCCACUGCCCUUCUCAUUCGGAAACCAGAACUUGGCCUUCCCCCGUGGGGCCGGGAAAGGAGCAUAGAGGACACUGCCCCUGUGGGGCUGCGGCCCAGGCCUCCAGCUCAGCAGCGACUGUGGCUGGGGUCCCCAAGAUCUGUUUGCUCACUUCUAUUUUUAUGUCUAAAUUCCUGCUUAAAACUUUUCAAUAAACAAGCCCCUGAGGACCA